Messenger RNA from Ruditapes philippinarum (Manila clam), 758 nucleotides. Its product is annotated as neuroendocrine convertase 1-like. The transcript has 2 exons. Bases 450 to 743 code for a protein of 97 amino acids. Lineage: Eukaryota; Metazoa; Mollusca; Bivalvia; Venerida; Veneridae. The record is from RefSeq and is a predicted model, not a curated record.
AUUCUGCGCGUGAAAUAUACGUGAAUAUUCAUAGGGAAAUGUUGUCACUUGAAAUAAGUACGGUAAAAUAGCUGCGACGCUGCCUGGCGAGGGAAAAAAUCGGCAUGUUUAAAGACAAUAGUUUAAACUGAGUGACAAUUAACAAAUUAGCAUUUUUUUUAUUAUUAUUUGGAAUAACCGGACUUAAAGAAAAACGUUUUUUUUCUCCGUUGAAAAGCUUGAUUAUAAUAUAAUUAUCAUUAAAAGUUGUAACACCUGUCGAUAAAUGGAAUUUUUCACACAACUUUGUUUUAUCUAUUCCGGUUCUAUAUAAGGACAUGUUUUGGUUCUUAUCUUUACAAAGUGUAAGUCUCAAACCUUUGGAUCUUUUAAUACGAAUUCGGAUAACAAAGAACUUAGUUAACUUAGUUAAUUUUCAUAGAACGUGAGUUCGAGAAUCACAGAUUGAUAUGAGUUCAAAAAUAGUUGCUCUAUUAAUACUAAUUGCUGUUCAAAAUGUUGAAUUAUUAGAAAAAGAGGAGGACCCGUUUACAAACACCUGGGCAGCUCAUAUUGAAGGGGGACCGGAAGUGGCAAAACGUGUCGCGGAGGAACAUGGAUAUGAAAUAAUCCGCCAGUUGAGAGCAUUUGAAGACCACUACGUAUUAAGACAUAAUGAUGUACCCCACAGAUCUAAACGAAGUGCUGACGAACAUACUGUGAAAUUAGAAAAUGACAACAGGGUAAGUUUUUAUCUCAUCUAACUUUCAGAGCAUGAU